GACACUCAUCAGUCAUCUUCUUCCCCGAGUCAUCUUCAUCUUCAUCUUCGUUCUCGUCGCCUCAGACUCUCGACGCUCUCUCCUCUCAGACCCUCUCAGAUCUCGUCUCAGACUCUCGUCUCAGAUCUCUAAAGGGUUUAGCUCUUACUUCUAUCUCGAAGGGUUUCAUCAUCACAGCUUCUCAGCUUUAAGAUCUUGAUAGGACUGUGGAAUUUCAUCAUCAUUCUGGCUUCUGACGUGUAAGUAACUGGUGUGUAUUAAACUUAUUUCAUUGUUGUAAUUGGCUUAAGCAUUACCCUAAGAUGAUAAGUUUUAUUUUAUUUGUCAAAACCCAUUACUAAUUUGAUAUGAUAUAGUUUGUUUAAGGAGAUGGAAAAUGCUGAUAUAUGUACUUAUAAUAGUUUGAUUCAUGUGUUGUGUUUAUCUGGGAGAGUGAGAGAUGCGUUGGCUGUGUGGGAGGAGCUUAAAGUCUCUGGUCACGAGCCUGAUAACGUGACGUAUCGUGUGUUGAUACAAGGGUGUUGUAAGUCUUGUAGGAUGGGUGAUGCGAUGAGGGUGUUUGGGGAGAUGGAGUAUGAUGGGUUUGUUGGUGAUACUGUUUUGUAUAACUCUGUUUUGGAUGGGUUGUUUAAGGCGAGGAGGGUUGGUGAAGGUUGUGAGUUGUUUGAGAAGAUGGUGAAGGAAGGGGUGAGAGCUUCUUGCUGGACGUAUAAUGUUUUGAUUGAUGGGUUGUUUAGGAACGGGAGGGGUGAAGCUGGGUUUACUCUGUUUUGUGAUUUGAAGAAGAAGAAGGGUCACUUUGUGGAUGGGGUUACUUUUAGUAUUGUUGUGUUGCAGCUUUGUAGGGAAGGGAAGGUGGAUGGGGCUGUGAAGUUGGUGGAGGAGAUGGAAGCUAGAGGGUUCUCUGUUGAUUUGGUUACGAUUAGUUCACUUAAUCCUCCUCUUAGGACAAUGAAUCAUUGAAUGAGUUUUGCUUAGUCUGAGUGUUUAAUUUCCUUAUUGGGGUCUGUUAGUACUUGUUUAGCCUCUUAAGAUAAUGAAUCAUUGAAUGAGUUUUGUGAUUUAUUCUAUUUAUGGCUUUGUUAACUUCAGGCUAUUGAGAGACAAAGAAGAAGAAGAGCUGAUACUCCACUCAGCGACAAGUCUUGAAGUUUAUAUUUGUGUUUAUGUUAAUUUUCUUGCUUUAUAUUUUGUGUUCUUAAGCUUUUACAAACUUGUUUUUACAGAUUAUGGAUUAAAGAUUAUGGAUUACAAAUCAAAAAAGUUAAACUUUUACUUUUUUUUCUUAUCUCAAUGUGUA
Messenger RNA from Eruca vesicaria subsp. sativa (arugula), 1300 nucleotides. Lineage: Eukaryota; Viridiplantae; Streptophyta; Magnoliopsida; Brassicales; Brassicaceae. The record is from the annotation of a GenBank genome assembly.